AUGCCCCAAACCAAAACAAUCGCCAUAGUCAAUGCCUCUGGCCGCCAAGCCGCCUCCCUGAUCCGCGUUGCCUCGGCCGUCGGCUAUCGCGUGCGUGCCCAAAUCCACACCCUCGAAGGCGUCAUCCCGCAGGAGCUCGCCAGCUUGCCCAACGUUACCCUCUUCAAGGGGCCUCUCCUCAACAAUGCGCCGUUGAUAACAACCCUCUUCGACGGCGCAAAUCUCGCCUUCAUAAACACCACCUCGCAGGCUGGCGAUGAGGUAGCCAUCGGCCGCGAUCUGGCCGACGCCGCCAAACGCGCGGGCUCCAUCACCCACUACAUCUACAGCUCCAUGCCCGACCACGCAGCCCACAACCCGUCCCGCUGGAUUUCCCUGCCCCUCUGGAGCUGCAAGUUUGCCGUCGAGAAUUACGUGCGCCAGCUUGGGCUGCCGGCCACCUUCGUCUAUGCGGGCAUCUACAACAAUAACUUCACCAGCCUGCCGUACCCGUUGUUCCAGAUGGAGCUGUUGGAGAAUGGCUCGUUUGAAUGGCGCGCGCCGUUCCAUCCGGAUAUACCGCUCCCUUGGCUCGAUGCUGAAGCUCCAAUGUGGUGGAAUUCCCCCACUGUCUUGCAGAUUUUCAAGGAUGGGCCGAAGAGGUGGAAUGGGCAUCGAAUCGCACUCUCCUUCGAAACCCUGACCCCUAACCAAGUCUGCGCCGCCUUCUCCCGCGCCCUCCGCCGCUCAUGCGUGUACACCUACUCUCCCAAAAUCGACAUCAAAGUCUCCAUCCCCGCUGGCUACCGCGAGCACCUGGAGGGCAUAGAAGUGUUAUUCGGGCAGAUGCAGGCGCCCUAUUUCCCGCAGCCAGAGUUUAUAAACGCCGGGCACAAUCAGCACCAGAGUCAGGCUAUCGUGACAACAACAACACCAUCAACAACAGCAACAGCAACAGCAACAAUAACCAGAUCAGCAGCAUCUGCAACGACGAAAAAAAGACAGGGGCAUGGCACGGGAAAGGGCCCCGGAGAGCCAUAUGGGGGUAUUCAGUCGCUGGGGCUUGUGGACGAGGCGAGGAGCUUGUGGGAAGGGUGGAGGGAUAUGGAGGAGUAUGCGCGGGAGGUCUUCCCAGUAGAGGAGGAGGCGAAUGGGUUGGAUUGGAUGAUAUAG
Histoplasma capsulatum G186AR is the source of this 1152-nucleotide messenger RNA. Its product is annotated as nitrogen metabolic regulation protein. The record is from RefSeq and is a predicted model, not a curated record. The transcript has 3 exons. NCBI's taxonomy places the organism in Eukaryota, Fungi, Ascomycota, Eurotiomycetes, Onygenales, Ajellomycetaceae. Bases 1 to 1152 code for a protein of 383 amino acids.